Messenger RNA from Cynara cardunculus var. scolymus (artichoke), 513 nucleotides. RefSeq names its product beta-caryophyllene synthase-like. Gene Ontology annotation, molecular function: terpene synthase activity. NCBI's taxonomy places the organism in Eukaryota, Viridiplantae, Streptophyta, Magnoliopsida, Asterales, Asteraceae. The record is from RefSeq and is a predicted model, not a curated record. The transcript is spliced from 3 exons. The coding region runs from base 1 to 513 and encodes 170 amino acids.
AUGGCUGGUAAACAAGAGGAGGUUAUUCGUCCCACGGUCAAUUUUCCUCGUGGCAUCUGGGGAGAUCAGUUUCUCAUUUAUGAUAAGCAAGAUGAUGAAGACGAGAUGGAGCAGAUAGUCGAAGAUUUGAAAGAAGAAGUGAAGAAAGAUAUAAUGACAGCUCUAGAUGUUCCAGUAGAACAUACAAAUUUGCUAAAAUUGGUUGACGCAGUCCAACGUCUUGGCAUAGGCUAUUAUUUUAAAGAAGAGAUUGAGCAAGCUUUGCAACAUAUCUAUGACACAUACGGUGAUGACUGGACUGGUGGUAGCCCUUCUCUUUGGUUUCGACUCAUGCGACAACAGGGCUUCUAUGUGUCAUGUGUUUAUGAGCUUCGGUUCUUCAUUCCCGAUGCACGCGAAAGUCAAUCAUCACCCAUCUUGAAAAUGGAUGAUUAUUAUAGUUUUAAGAACGGAUAUGAUCUCAAUUCGUUAAUGUUCAACUGUCUGUUAGCUAUCAACCAAAGAGUUGUGUAA